This is a messenger RNA of Halichondria panicea, 1079 nucleotides long. RefSeq lists its product as uncharacterized. The record is from RefSeq and is a predicted model, not a curated record. Bases 72 to 1001 code for a protein of 309 amino acids. Lineage: Eukaryota; Metazoa; Porifera; Demospongiae; Suberitida; Halichondriidae. Gene Ontology annotation, molecular function: 8-oxo-dGDP phosphatase activity. The transcript has 8 exons.
UCCCAUGUGUUGUUCCAGAUUGUAACACUAUAAGCCUCGGCUACGUCUCGAGUGGCAUCAAAGAUACAGUAAUGGCCGUCUUGGAAGAAGGUUGGGCAAAGGAGAUACUGUGCAUUGCGGCCAAGUGCGACUCAUGGAGGUCUAGUCCAGACCACGGGAGCAGUGUGCCAUUGAUCUGCGAUGAUGUCCGUGCUGGACUGAUCAAAGGCCACGUUGCCACGACCCUCGUCCAAUACCCUCACGUCUUCCAGGGCGUGUACGGGGGAGGCGGUGGGUUGGAGAGCGUGAGGAUUGUCGAGGGACUGAGGACUGUCGAGGAGAGAACAGCUGCUCUGAAUGGAGUGUUUGGAGACCUCAGGGACAAGGGGACCUACCCCUGCCUGAGGGGAUGGAGGAACGAGAACUACUCAGUUGGUGAGAGCUUCAGUAGCAAGACCGUGUUGUUCCACUGUGAGAGAUCCGCUGCAAAGUUGCUGGGUAUGAAACAGUACGGAGUGCAUAUUAAUGGGUAUGUGCGUGAGGCUAGUGGGGAGAUCAAGAUGUGGAUUGGCAAGAGGAGUGACAAUAAACAGACCUACCCUGGACUACUUGAUAAUACAGUGGCUGGUGGUAUAGCUGCUGGGGACAGUCCCCUGGAGACAGUGGUCAAGGAAUGCAAUGAGGAGGCCUCCAUACCACCGGCCAUUGCUACCAUGGCAACACCCGUCGGCACUAUCAGUUAUUGUCACGAUGCUGUCGAUGGUGUUGAGCCUGAGACAGAGUUCAUGUACGACCUCCAGCUACCGUUGGACUUUGCACCCACCCCCCUCGACGGAGAGGUCAGCCAGUACUACCUCUGGGGGAUGAACAAGAUCAAAGAAGAAAUAGCUAAUGGCCACUUCAAGCCCAACAGUGCUCUUGUGUGUCUCAAGUUUAUGAUACGACACGGACUCAUCACACCAGAAACAGAGCCACUGUACGAACACCUGUCCUGCUGUUCCCAUAUCAACCACUACCAGUGAUCUAUAUGGACACUUGACAUUGUAGCGUCUUUUUUAAUGAGUUUUGUGCACUCCUUAAUUAUACAUCACGUGGAUUUG